This is a messenger RNA of Cladocopium goreaui, 1281 nucleotides long. Lineage: Eukaryota; Dinophyceae; Suessiales; Symbiodiniaceae. The record is from the annotation of a GenBank genome assembly.
AUGGAUCCAAUUGACACCCGACAUGUCGCAAAGGGUUUCUUCAAUGCGACUUCAAUCUUGAAGCAACUCUUUGUGCACUAUUCUGAGCUGUUCCAGCCAGAUGCGGUGAAAGCUUUCCAGGGACUCUGGCAAUGCUUUCCACCGCUGGUGCUGCCUUCAAAUCUGAACUUGAAGCCCUUUUCACUUAACAGGUGCACAAACAGAACCGGCUAUCUGGACUUUGUGGCGGUCUUUUAUCCACACGUUUGGCAGAAGAUGGGCCGCCUCUCCGGGCCGCGCCGGAAGAAGUGUCGCAGGUUCGGCAUCCACCUCUCGGCUCUCAACUGCUUGGGCCAUGACCUGGAGAUCCUGCUGAACUUCGCGCGCGAUGGCAAGUACGAAGGCACCUGGAACUCCAUCGUGGCCUCCCUGGGGGGUCCCAUUCGCAGCUGGGUCUCCGCCUGGCCUAAUGAAACCUUGGUGGUGAUCAGCAGUGGGCAGGGCCGACAGUUGCACCCAGGACUGAUGUCCAGAAGAGCUGAGAACGCGAUAUUGGUCACAUAUGCCGGUGCGACGGACUGGCUUGAAAAACACAAUGCCUACGCAUUCACGGACCGCCUGGCUCCAAGCCGUCCUCGUGCCCAUGCCACCUGGCAGUCCAGCUGCGGUAGCUCCAGGAGUAGCCAAGCCAGUGGCUUCGCCAAUUAUCAUUAUCCCAAUGCUUGGCCCCACGAUGUGACCAUGCAGUACCCAUCUCCCUUCGACACCAAAAAAUAUUGGCGUGGUCCCGCUGAACGACACAUUCUGGCUUCUUUCAUUGGAACGCCCACGCAUUGCUCAAGGCAAGACCUUCUCCAGCUUUGGCGCGGCAGAAAUCGUACGGGAUUGAAAGUCAUGGAAACCGUGCAGGAGAAGGGACUCUACAGCUCCAUUUUGCAGCAGAGCCGCUUUUGCCUGGUCUUGGAUGGCCAUUAUCCUUGGACCAUUCGUUAUUUGGACGUGCUCCAACAUGGCUGUGUGCCUGCGGUGGUUUCUGAAUCAUGGCACCCUCCUUUGCAUCGCCUGCUGGCCUGGGAAAAUACAGGCAGCUUUCCUACAUUGCUGAUCCAUCCUCGCUCAAUGCCAGUGCUCGAUCAAUUGCUGGCACGGAUUCCUUACACGACUUGGGUGAAAAUGCAAAGGCUUACGAUUCAGCUGGCGAGGAUUUUUGAUCCAAGGUACUCCUUCUGCCCUGCAUCGGUGCUGGCGGAAGUCUUCCUUUCCACCUUGGAACGGCAUCCGGAGCUCAAGUCAAGUCGCUGA